AUGAAAAUUCUAAUUUGGCACAAAGUAUGGUUAUCGGUGGCUUUAUAUCUGACAAUAAUUGUGAUUUUAUUCAAAAAAAAUGUUUUUUAUGUUUUUGAAACGACUCCACAAGCAUCUUUUACGGAUCUCUUAAACAUCACGAAUUUUGAAUUUUUGAUUCAACAACCAGAAUGCUCAGCAGAUCCCUUGGACUUGUUAGUUUUGGUUCAUACAGCACCCAAAAAUUUCUUAAAACGUCAAGCCAUUCGUCAUACGUGGGGAAAUUACACGGAAAAUAGCAAAUUUGGCAAAUAUCGAAUUUUAUUUCUCCUUGGAAUGGUCCAUACGAAAGUUGAGCAAGCCGAAUUAAUUCUGGAAAAUGGAAUUUUUGAAGAUUUGGUGCAAGGAAACUUUAUCGAUCAUUAUCACAAUAUGACUUACAAGCACGUAAUGGCCCUCAAAUGGUUUGAAAAUUUUUGCAGUAACGCCAAGUUGUUGUUAAAAGUAGAUGACGAUGUGUUAGUAAACUUGCCGUACAUUUUAACAUCAACAAAGACAAAUUUUUGGCAAGCUCUUGAAAAUGAAGAUGGAGAUUUUAUUUUCUGCAAAGAAUGGGCUAAACCGUUAAUCGAUAGGAAUAAUAACUCAAAGUGGUAUGUGUCGAAGAACGAUGUGCCGGGAUUUUAUUAUCCGAAUUUUUGUUCCGGAUCUGCGAUCUUUUAUGCUCCGCAUACUGUAAAAGUGCUCCUUAACGAAAUAAAAUUCGUCAAAUAUUUGUUCAUGGAUGACGUCUUUGUGACGGGAUUAGCGAGAAAUCGAACGAAAAUCAGUAUAACUCAUUAUGGCAUCGUUUGGAAUAACAAAUUGGAUGAUGUUAAGAAAAUAGAUCGAAAUCAGAAGAUUAAGAAUUUCUUCAUUGGACCGUACAAUAUUGAAAUUACUGAUGAAUAUUGGAAGAAAAUUCAGAUUUUGAACCAACGAUACAACAUUGCAUAA
Molecule: messenger RNA, 975 nt
Organism: Culicoides brevitarsis
Lineage: Eukaryota; Metazoa; Arthropoda; Insecta; Diptera; Ceratopogonidae
Product: beta-1,3-galactosyltransferase 5-like
Exons: 2
Coding region: 1-975 (324 amino acids)
Cellular component (GO): Golgi membrane
Molecular function (GO): hexosyltransferase activity
Source: RefSeq, a predicted model, not a curated record